Chara braunii is the source of this 2788-nucleotide messenger RNA. The record is from the annotation of a GenBank genome assembly. NCBI's taxonomy places the organism in Eukaryota, Viridiplantae, Streptophyta, Charophyceae, Charales, Characeae.
GUGCGCGCUAAGUGCGGAGCGCCUCCCCCCCCAAAAAACAGAAAAAAACUAAGUGCGGAGCCCUUGGAGGUGGAGUAAUCCUGGCCAUUCAUAUAACCGCGGGCGCAGAAACGUUUCAUACCCACACCCACACCCACACCCACACACACACACACACACACACACACACAGAGAGAGAGAGAGAGANAGAGAGAGAGAGAGAGAGAGAGAGAGAGAGAGAGAGAGAGAGAGAGAGAGAGAGAGAGAUCAUCCUGGGUGUGGGCGGAAGGCGAAGGAAAUAUAGAGCAUUUUCAUUUUGGGAGAAUCUCGGCUGAUUACGGGAAUCAGCGAUGAGAUUGAUGCAUCCGAUCCGAUGGCCACGUGGUUGCCUGUCAGAGGACGAAUGAUUGGAUAAGCAAGCUGUGAACGUGUCAUCUGCGUUUGUUCCCCCGCCCAUCCGGCGAACGAUCCUUGGUCGGAUUUGAUUCCGUUUCGAUCGGGCAGGUCGCGCGCGAAAAAGCGGGAAAGAAACCCUGGCACGCAUCAUGUCGGCGGUGGCGGAGGCCGCGAAGGCGGUAUCCCGACCGGCUGUGCGGAGGCAAGCGCUGGAGCUGACGGAGGCGGCGGCAAAGCGGAUACGGAACUUGCUUGAUAUACGCGACAAAGCGUACUUGAAACUGGGUGUUCGAACGCGGGGCUGCAAUGGCCUAAGUUACACCCUUAACUACGCAGAUGAAAAGGGAAAAUUCGACGAAGAGGUGGAGGACAAAGGUGUGAAGGUGCUGAUCGAUCCGAGGGCUCUAAUGCAUAUUGUUGGGACAAAGAUGGACUACGUAGAAGACAGGUUAAGGUCAGAAUUUGUUUUCAUCAACCCAAAUGCCAAAGGGAAGUGUGGGUGUGGAGAGUCCUUCAAUGUGUGAUCGUGCGUAAAUCAGCCGGGUCGCUAGGGAUGUGAGGACUGGGAUGAGUUCAUUCCAUUUCAAAUGGUAUGCGGUGCCAGCGGCGCAGCGAGAAACUGUCUGAAGCAAGCGGGGACGAACGACAUCUCCAGUGUUGUGGCAGGCUGUGGGGAUUCGAACCAACAACUGAGCAGUGGGCUUAAGACAUCCUCUGCAGUGCUGGGGCAGGCAGGUUAUGGGAUUUGAAGUUUGAACCCACAACCUGGCAGGCGGCAAUGGACCCCCCAAGCAGUGGGCUGAAGACAUGUCCAGUGUGUUGCGGCAGGUUAUGGGACUCGAACCCACAACCUGCGAAUCAGGGAAACUGACGCGAGCAACGGGCUGUAUGUAGCCUAUUCGACAUUCUCCCGUGUUGGGCGGUUUGUGUGGGGCAGGUUGUCAGGACGUGAACCCACAACCUGCCCCGUCGACAGGGACGUGGCAAGCUGUCAAGGCUGUCGUAUAAGGUAUAUAUGUUGUGUGUGCCGGCCCACAGCGAUAUCGGAACGAAAAAAUUGGAAGUGCAUCUGCUCCCACGUGGUGACUGGAUUCAUGCGUUCCUGUUCACAGCAACAGGUGUUUUCUGUGUUCCGGCCAACCCAUAUAUACUUCAUGAAGUGUGAAGUCGGUGCGCACAGGCACCGCAGGGAGGGAGGGCGCGCCAGAACGAUAUCUGAGUCGCAAGUGUAUUUGUGAUAGUGAUUGCCUGACGUCAGUGGGGACGGACGGUGGCCGUUUGUUUUGGGACUGGAAUUCUGUGCAAAGAAGGAAGGGGUUGCCAAGGCACUGAUCAUCGGAAUGGGUAGAAACUACUAGAAACUACUAGAAAGUACUAGAAACUAGGGACCUUGCUUCACUACACUACACUUUAUUUUACAUGCAUUUGGACGCUUUCUUGACGGGAUACAUAUAAAAAUGUUGCACUCGUUGGAAUGCACAUGGACAAGAGAACGUCCAAAUGCAUGCGGGGUGUUUUGUAGUGGAACGAGGCCCUUAGAAAAGUGAAGGCAAGAUCAUCAUCCAGCGUGCCAUCAUCACGGCUCCGGUCGGCUCCCUUAACCUUGGAAAGUCCUCAUGCAAGCCACCACAGCACUCAUGGAACGACAAAAAUGGAAGUGCAUCUGCCCCCAGGUGGUGACUGGAUUCAUGCGUUCCUGUUCACAGCAACAGAUGUUUUCUACCACCUUCUACCGGAAGGUGCACUCACUUUUUUUUUUUUUUUUCAUGAGUGGUGUAGCGACGCCCAAUCUCUGGAAAAGGUGUGAAGAGGUUCAAGACCCCACGUUUUGGGGACGACAUAUGCGUAGCAGGACCACCGCCAUCUCCUGCCCCAUCCUCGAACACGCUCGCACACACACGCACACAAACACACACACACAGGGGGACAGGAGAGAUGGUGGAGACAGGAACACACACACACACACACACACACACACACACACACACACACCGGUCUUGCUAGCUCUCUGUCUUGGCAGAUUUGAGCGGCUAGGAUCGGGCUCGUACUAGCAAGCUAUUCUCGCUUUUUGUGGUUGGAUAUGUCUUGUUGGUUCUGUUGAUUAUACGUGGCGGCCUAAUUCUCUGCCCUGCUUUAGAGCAUGGGCUGUUUGGAUGCUUACGGGUGGCCACGAGUUCCCUUUGGGGGGAGUGUAUGUUUUGUGGGCCGGCGUGGAAGGCUUUCCCACUUUUUUCGGACUCUUAGCAGGGGGGGCGUCAGUGCGUUCUUGCUGGAGGAGUCUUCUGUCUUAGGUAAGUUGUCUUUUAUCUUCUUCCUCCUCUUUGGCAGUGAUGCGAGUGUGUAGUUUGAGAUGAAUGUCAGGAAUGCCAAUGCUGUUAUAUUUGUUUGUUUUUGAUAAAUGCGUUUUUGGUUU